CUCAGUCUCCGGGUCCGGUGGCGGCGGCGGUGGCGGCGGUGGCGGCAGGCGCGGUGUGUGUCUUAACUCAAAUGGGUGAUGAAAAGGAUUCUUGGAAAGUGAAAACUUUAGAUGAAAUUCUUCAGGAAAAGAAGCGAAGGAAGGAACAAGAAGAGAAGGCAGAGAUAAAACGCAUAAAAAAUUCUGAUGAUCGGGAUUCCAAGCGGGAUUCCCUUGAAGAGGGGGAGCUGAGAGAUCACCGCAUGGAGAUAACGAUCAGGAAUUCACCUUACAGGAGGGAAGAUUCUAUGGAAGACAGAGGUGAAGAAGAUGACUCCUUGGCUAUCAAACCCCCCCAGCAAAUGUCACGUAAAGAGAAAGCUCAUCACAGGAAAGAUGAGAAGAGGAAAGAGAAACGGCGGCAUCGCAGUCACUCAGCAGAGGGAGGGAAGCAUGCCAGGGUGAAAGAGAAGGAGCGAGAACAUGAGCGGCGGAAACGGCACCGGGAGGAGCAGGAUAAAGCACGGCGGGAAUGGGAGAGGCAGAAAAGGAGGGAGAUGGCGCGGGAACAUUCCAGGAGGGAGAGGCAUCUGAUUGUUUCCAGGGACCGUCUUGAACAGCUGGAGCGAAAGAGAGAACGGGAGCGGAAGAUGAGGGAACAGCAGAAGGAGCAAAGGGAACAGAAGGAGCGAGAGAGACGGGCCGAGGAGCGACGCAAAGAGCGGGAGGCCAGAAGAGAAGUUUCUGCACAUCACAGAACAGUGCGAGAAGACUAUGGAGACAAAGUAAAAAUAAGUCACUGGAGUCGAAGCCCAUUACGCCAGCAGCGAGAGAGAUUUGAGCAAGGGGAUGGCAGGAAGCCAGUCAAAGAGGAGAAGCUGGAGGAGAGGGAUCCCCUUUCUGAUUUACAAGAUGUCAGCGAGAGUGAGAGGAAGACCAGCUCAGCUGAGUCCUCGUCAGCAGAGUCAGGGUCUGGCUCUGAGGAGGAAGAGGAAGAGAGCAGCAGUGAGGAAUCAGAAGAGGAGGAGGAGGAAGAGGAGGAAGAAGAGGAGGAGGAGACAGGAAGCAAUUCUGAGGAAGUGUCUGAGCAGUCUGCUGAAGAGGUGAGUGAAGAAGAAAUGAGUGAAGAGGAGGAGCGAGACAAUGGAAACCAUAUUUUAGUUGUUACAGAGUCGAGGUUUGACCGAGAUUCGGGAGAGAGCGAGGAAGGUGAAGAAGAAGUGGGAGAGGGCACGCCACAGUCCAAUGCCAUGACGGAAGGCGAAUACGUCCCCGACUCCCCAGCCUUGUCUCCCAUAGAGCUGAAACAGGAGCUUCCCAAAUACCUCCCAGCCCUGCAGGGUUGUCGGAGUGUAGAAGAGUUCCAGUGUCUGAACAGGAUCGAGGAAGGCACGUAUGGUGUGGUAUACAGAGCAAAGGACAAAAAGACCGAUGAAAUUGUGGCUCUGAAACGUUUGAAAAUGGAAAAGGAGAAAGAAGGCUUCCCAAUUACCUCCCUCAGGGAAAUCAAUACCAUCCUGAAAGCUCAGCACCCAAACAUCGUCACUGUCCGGGAGAUCGUGGUAGGCAGCAACAUGGACAAGAUCUACAUUGUGAUGAAUUACGUGGAGCAUGACCUCAAGAGCCUCAUGGAGACGAUGAAGCAGCCCUUCCUGCCAGGUGAGGUGAAGACGCUGAUGAUCCAGCUCCUGCGGGGGGUGAAGCAUCUUCAUGACAACUGGAUCCUCCACCGGGACCUGAAGACCUCCAACCUGCUUCUCAGUCAUGCAGGCAUUUUAAAAGUUGGUGAUUUUGGGCUGGCCAGAGAGUACGGCUCCCCGUUAAAAGCUUACACCCCGGUGGUGGUGACGCUGUGGUACCGGGCCCCGGAGCUGCUACUGGGAGCAAAGGAGUAUUCCACUGCCAUCGACAUGUGGUCAGUGGGCUGUAUAUUCGGGGAGCUGUUGACUCAGAAGCCCCUGUUUCCAGGGAAAUCAGAGAUCGACCAGAUCAACAAAGUGUUUAAGGACCUGGGAACUCCAAGUGAGAAGAUCUGGCCUGGUUACAAUGACCUCCCCGCAGUGAAGAAGAUGACUUUUACAGAAUAUCCCUAUAACAACUUGCGGAAAAGAUUUGGGGCCCUCCUCUCUGACCAGGGCUUCGACCUAAUGAACAAGUUCUUGACCUAUUACCCUGGCCGGAGGAUCAACGCGGAAGAUGGCCUCAAGCAUGAGUACUUCAGAGAAACCCCCCUCCCCAUCGACCCAUCCAUGUUUCCUACAUGGCCGGCCAAGAGCGAGCAGCAGAGGGUUAAGCGCGGUACCAGCCCCCGCCCUCCGGAAGGAGGACUUGGGUACAGCCAGCUGGGGGACGAUGACCUCAAAGACACCGGCUUCCAUCUCACCACCACCAAUCAGGGAGCGUCUGCGGCCGGCCCGGGCUUCAGCCUCAAGUUUUAAGCAAAGGAAGCCCUAGUGAGCUACCACCUGGACACGUGGGUGCAGAGGGCUGGGGUUAUCUCUCCCCCGCCUGCCCACCCACCAUGGAAACCACGCAGCCACGUCGUGCCGAGAAGAUGGGGACUUCCAGAAGAGCCGGGAGCUUCGUUCUGGGAACUUGGGUGUUUUGUUCUCAGUUUGAUUUUUUUUACAUUUUGUCUUACUUGGGCUUGUAAAUUUGUAGAAUCCAAAGUCCGGCUUUCCUUGGGAAGCUGGUGUAUCCUUAGGCUGCCUGACUCCCGUCAGUCACGGCUGUGUGCAUCGAUGGGGUGGAUUGGCCGUUCUGAAAGCUGAUGACCAAUGCGGAGGAGCCGCUGGUGCGGACGGUUGCCUUGGGGGUCUCUGCUCUUCACUGUGACACCCACAGACAAGCAGCUUGUUCCCUCAGCACUGACCCAGCCCUGCUGCGGAGAAAGCCAGGGGUCCUUGGGCCCCCCAGACCCAUCUGGAUGGUGGCUUUGAUUUGGAGCCAAAGCUGAUGGUUUUUCCAAUGCCUAGAAGCAUAUGUAACACCUGUUGGGGCCCCCACCCCUCAUCAGCUCUGUGUGUUUCCCCUGCUCCCCUCCCCCAGGCAGCGCCCUCUGCAGCGUGGGCCCCGCCACCCCAGCCCAAACGGCAGCAGGAAGCCUUCAUGUUUUAUACUCUCUUACGUCUCGGUUUUCUAAGUGAACAACUAGACCCAGGCCCUGGGAGCAGGGCAGGGAGCCUUGGUCUGAUUCCGAUUCUGUACAAAGCUGGACAUUCAUGCAAACUUAGCCACAGUGAAGUUUUUGUAUAUUGAGAUUGUCAUAAAUUUUAAAAUAUAGUAAAAUAUUCUUGGAGGAAAA
This is a messenger RNA of Vombatus ursinus (common wombat), 3283 nucleotides long. Its product is annotated as cyclin-dependent kinase 11B. Bases 72 to 2417 code for a protein of 781 amino acids. Gene Ontology annotation, molecular function: cyclin-dependent protein serine/threonine kinase activity; ATP binding. Gene Ontology annotation, cellular component: nucleus. NCBI's taxonomy places the organism in Eukaryota, Metazoa, Chordata, Mammalia, Diprotodontia, Vombatidae. Gene Ontology annotation, biological process: regulation of mitotic cell cycle; protein phosphorylation. The transcript is spliced from 20 exons. The record is from RefSeq and is a predicted model, not a curated record.